CUGUCAACAUCCUCUCAGCCUCAGUACCCUGGGCUUGUAUCUGAUUGGUUCCGUCAGGCUCAGGAUCCCCGCACGGGAUGUGAUUAACUGGCUGGGGCAGCUGUCCAUCAGUCAGCCAUGGCACCGAGGACUUGAUUUGUUGGGAGAGACUUUGCAAGGCCCGCUCCUCGCGAACUCCCUCAAGUUUCCCCAGUGAAAUUCCGUGAAGAUGGAGUGGAAUUCCUUGCUGAUGCUGCUGGAAGCUGCCGAAUACUUGGAAAGGAGGGAGAGAGAAGCGGAGCACGGCUACGCCUCGGUGUUGCCUUUCGAAAGCGACCACUCCGGCAGGAAAACCAAGUUCGGAAAAUCCCCAAACAACCGGUCUUCACAUAAUGAGCUAGAAAAACAUAGACGAGCUAAACUCCGGCUAUAUCUAGAAGAGUUAAAACAACUUGUCCCUUUGGGAGCAGAUAGCACUAGACACACUACACUCAGCCUGCUGAAAAGAGCCAAGAUGCAUAUUAAGAAAUUGGAAGAACAGGACCGAAAAGCACUAAAUAUUAAAGAACAAUUACAACGAGAACAUAGGUAUCUCAAGCGUAGAUUGGAACAGCUCUCCAUGCAGGGCCUGGAACGAAUUCGCACAGACAGCCUGGGAUCAACAUUAUCAACAGAUUCCGAGCAAGAGGUAGACAUUGAAGGAAUUGAAUUCACAGCAGCUGGAAUGGACAAUAGUGGAAGUACCAGCGAUGCUGAAGACAGUUUUCAAGGCAGCUCCAGUGAUGGUGGCUAUACAUAUUCCCUCAGAGUAAAUACCAGACUUCUGUAGCAUUUGACUGAACUUCUCACCUCUGGACCUUUUUGAUGGAAGCACUUACAAUGAACAAGUAAUAUAAUUCCAGAGUUGUUGAGUGCCACUUUCCCAGAAAGCCGCUACCUAUCACAAUACUCCAAAUUAUAUAUUGUCCAGAAUUCGCCGAAUUAUGAUGUAUAUUAAAUUGCAAAUCAUGGAUUUUGCAAAGUAAGAUUUUGUUUUCAACUAUUUUCAUGUAGCCGUUGUUCAAACUCUUUUAACUGUUGUGAUAGAGCGCUUUUUAAAGUCUCCCCAAUGCAAUAAGAACAAAGCUUAUUUGGUUCCUUCAGCAUUUAUAGUUUAUUAAAGUUCAAAUUCUCAGGUUUAGUGAACACUCAGCCCUCAUGAACCACUUUCCCAAAGCCUAUUAAUGAACGAGAUAGAGAUGUCCUUGUGUCACAAAAAGGAGAAAGACCUUAAGGCAUCACAAUCCAACAAAGGAAAAUUACAGAUAUAGUUGAACAUACACUGUUCUGUUCAUCUGUCUGCUCAUGAUUUCAUUGAAUUGGGCAUCUUGGGGCACAUCUAUAAUGACCACUUAGGUUGGUAUGAAAUCAGCCAAGAAAGAAGUAGUUUCAGUCUGCGGAUGAUUACGUAGAAAGUCCUUAACCAAUUUCAAGGUCUGGAUGAUGCUUAUACAACACAGAGGCUUCCAGGAUCUGCAGUAUUAUUAUUAUUAUUAGUAGUAGUAGUAGUAGUAGUAGUAGUAGUAUUUGAUACACCACAAAAUUAGUACACAGCAAACAAGAUCACUAUGCUGGCUGUUGAAUUGGAUCACGUCAGACACUUCCGAAGUGUCUAGGACUAUGUGAUGUAUCGUCGAAUAAUGCCUGCAUAUCUGAGUAGGGUGACCUUUUGCAGCUGUCAGAUGGUAAUUUUGUCAGCUUCGAUUGUUUUUAAGUGCUGGCCAAGGUCUUUAGGCACUGCACCCAAUGUGCUGAUCACCACGGGACCACCUUGACUGGCUUGUGCCAGAGUCUUUGCAGUUCUAUCUUUAAAUCCUUAAAUCAUGUCAGCUUUUCCAGUUGCUUCUCAUCAAUUCUGCUGUCACCUGGGAUUGCAACAUUGACGAUCCAUACUUUGUAUUUUUCCACGGUCAUGAGGUCAGGAGUAUUGUGCUCCAAAACUGUCAGUCUGAAUUUGGAAGUCCCAGAGGAGUCGUCAUCAUCUUCGUCAUCUUCUUAUUCUUACUCUUAUUCUUAUUUAGUGUGGAGAAAUCAUGAUGGGGUUUUUUCCACCAUCCCCUACUGCCACAAUGCGUAUGUAUGGAUCACCAGAGCACCUGUCUCUUAAUCAGUUUCUACAUGCAAUCUAGUUUCACUUUGGUGCAUUGAUGUGCAUUAUGGGCUCUAUUUUGGUAUACCCCCAAUGUUGCUUAUCCCGGUUUAAAGGUCUAAUCCACAUUGCUGCAUGUGUUUGCACUGUGCAUCAUCUAAACAUUGCACUGUCAAACUGUUUCAAACUACAUUAAGUGGUCAGUGUAAAUGUGCCUUUGGCCCAGAGUUUAUGCUCAAUUAGUAACAUUUUCUGCCCCAAUUCAUUGGAAUUGCCUAAACAACCACUCACUGCCUCCUUUCAUUUUAACUAGAAACUAUCAACAGAAAUAAGUCUUGUUAAAAUGGAGAUUAUACAUUAUUGAAAACACACGUAACCUACAGAUUGAUAACGAAAACUGUUUUAUUCCUAUCUACAGCUGCCAGUACACUGAAAUGGAAGUGGUAUCACAUUUCAGUAUGCACACUAAACAUUUUUGUUUUAUAUGCUAUAGUUGCAAUUUGAUUUCCAUACCAGAAACAAAAAAAGCUGUAAAAUAGUAUCGUUUAUUUAAUAUUGAUUAAAAUGUUUCAAAUGUAAUUAUCCUGGUUUUAGCAAUAUUACAAAGGUAUAUUUGAAUACACUUUUAGUAAAAUCAUUAGUGUUUGAACUCCUGAAAUUUAAAAAUGGACCAUCUUUACAUUACUACCAUGAUGGACUUUUUUAAAAAUUGAAAAAAAAUCUAUGUACUGUUUAGACAAAGUAUGUAUUUCCUGUAAAUAUAUUUUUAACUAUUCUCAUUUACUUACAGGGAACAUAUAAACUUAGACCAGAGUCUCAGGUACUCCUCACUUUACUCAUAUUGUGCCUUGGUAAAUAUUUUAUAUAUUUCUCUUUUUGUCUUUGUUUAAAAUAUAUGUUUUGCUAUUUCAGAAGCCUCAGUUGGAAUGGUUUAAUGGUAUCAGCUUGCCUUAUAUGAAGGACAUACUGUAAUUUUAUUCUGUUCCUUUAAUGAGAGGGGAACUAAUAGUCCCCGUGUGCUGUUUUUUUGAAGUACAGUAUUAAUUCAGGGAUGUUUUUUGCUCUUGAAAUCCAUGUUUUAAAUCAUAGAAGGAAAUCAUAGAAUCAUAGAGUUGGAAGAGACCACAAAGACCAUCUAGAUCACCCCCUGUUGUGUAGGAAAAGCACAAUCAAAGCACUCCCUCUAGAUGACCACCCAGUCUGCUUAAAAAUCUCCAAAGACAGAGACCCUAUCACACUCCAAAGUAACAUAUUCAAAACUGUCAAACGUUUCUUGCCAUCAGAUAUUAAUCCAUAUCUUUUCGGUGACCACUGAAUUCCACUAGUGAAAACACACACUCAUUCUUCUUCCCCAAACACACACAUACACACAUGUCUGCACCAGCUGUCCUCAGAAACAACCUAUAUGUUCCCCAUGAACCUUAUUUUACAGUAGAGUUAGUUUUUUCAGCAACCAAAAGUGAUUUUCCCUCCCAGUUGUUACCAUGCUGUCAUUAUCUUACAGUGCCAACCAGGGGGUUGGAACUGGCAAUGACCUUGAAAUUGCCUAAACUGAUAAAUAGUGGGAUCCAAUCCAUGUAUGCAGAAAAUGAGUCUAUUCAAAUUAAUAUUUCAGGAAGAGGAGCUUGCAGAAUCAGGACAGUGCCUUGUGAAAUUCAAGAUUCCAGUUUUUAGUAUUGAACUAAUUAAUGAAUUACAACAUAUCAACAAGAUGGAGACAACUAACACUUCGUUGUUUCCUAAAUACUUAGUGUACGUGUGUGUGUGUGUGUGUGUGUGUAUGUAUAAUAUAUAUAUAUAUAUAUAUAUAUAUAUAUAUAUAUAUAUAUAUAUAUAAUUUUCCCUUGUGUUCAAAACACAAAAAAUAAAUGCUAGCUAUAUUUUUGGCAACUUAUAACCCUUGGUGAUUUGUUCCCCAGUAGCCUAGAACUUGCCAUCAAGGAUAUGCUUUAAAAUAUAAUUAUUUUUGUAGCCAUCCCUUCUUUAGCUGUGGGAAGAGUGGCAAUGCUACAAACCCUGGCAGCAUGAUUUCAAAUUUAUAGCUCUCUUUUGCGCUGUUUUGACAUGUUACACAUGUAUAUUUCAAAUGUUCUUGUUGGGAAAGGUACAUUAGCAAUAUAAGUAUUGUGUGUAACUGAUAAGCAGUAUUUUUAUUUCAUGUAUUUUAAUUUUAAAAUCAUUUUAGAUGUUUUACUUCAGUAAAGUGGGUCAAACGGCCUACUUGUAUCAUUGCUUUACUUUAGAGUAUAAUGCAUUUACUAAUGGCUGUGAAAUGUUUUCUUUCAUAAAAGCAGCUCUUGCAUAAAACAUUUUUUUAAAAAUCUAGGAAAAAAUUAAUGAUUAACAUUGUUGACCUUAUGCCACUCUAACAUUUGUGUUUGUAAAAUGAAUGUAUAUACUUCGACGAACCUUCCAUACUGGCUCACGGUGGCUUUUGUAGAUCUUUUAUAUUUUCAAUAAAGAUUAUGCCAGUA
Messenger RNA from Anolis carolinensis (green anole), 4581 nucleotides. It is a transcript of the gene mxd4, whose product is annotated as MAX dimerization protein 4. Gene Ontology annotation, molecular function: protein dimerization activity; RNA polymerase II cis-regulatory region sequence-specific DNA binding; DNA-binding transcription factor activity, RNA polymerase II-specific. Gene Ontology annotation, biological process: regulation of transcription by RNA polymerase II. The record is from RefSeq and is a predicted model, not a curated record. Bases 209 to 808 code for a protein of 199 amino acids. Lineage: Eukaryota; Metazoa; Chordata; Lepidosauria; Squamata; Anolidae. The transcript has 6 exons.